AUGGCUGAUGUUGCUAGAUAUAAAGAAGUGGAAAUCACAGGUUAUGAUGAACAAGGUGAAUUCGCACAGAGGACUUACACCGACUGGCCUGCUAGGAUUGCACAGCACGAAAUGGACCAUUUAGAUGGAAAGCUUUAUACUGAUGUUAUGGACAGAAAGAGUCUGUUUUGUGUCUGCUGGGAGGAGGUGAACAUUUCAAGGGGAAAAGUAGCGAUUCCAUUUGCUCCCGAA
Molecule: messenger RNA, 231 nt
Organism: Iphiclides podalirius (scarce swallowtail)
Lineage: Eukaryota; Metazoa; Arthropoda; Insecta; Lepidoptera; Papilionidae
Source: the annotation of a GenBank genome assembly